GGGAAUGGUUCUGAAACCCUCGCGCGGAGCUGAGUGGAUAGAGCUGAAAUGAAACUGCUGGUUGUUACGGUCUCAUCUUCCCCCAAUCUACAAGUGAGAGACUUCACUCCAGACCACGUCAGUGCUGUGAGGAGACUGGAAUGGAAUUUAGAUCUCUUCAGAAUAACUUCAAAAUUCGAAGAAAAUGUCUAAACAUCUGCGGGCCGACAACCAGUGCGUAUAUAACGUUUAGGAAAGCUUGACUAACUCUUGAGCUUUACGAGAAGACACACGAGUUGAAUUGAUUUUGACGAUAUUUGCACCUUCUCCGAAUGUGGUGGCAAACCUUUUUCUAUGAAGGUGUAGUGAAGUUGGAAAGGACAGAACGUACAUUUAUCACUGCUGGCUCUACGGUUGGCGUCGCGUGGUGCAGCUGCAUCUGGAACACACGCAAGGAGAGAAGGGGCAGAGAGACGCCCGCUUCUGCUGUACAUAGGGGAUAAAGUAGAGACGACUAUUUCUAAGUAAAUCAUGGCUUACAACUGAGCUUUCCUUGAGAAUUGAUGUGCAUUUGCAAAAGGUUUGUUCGGAUAAAGUUGACAGCUCAUCUUUCAAGUAGUCACAUUGCCAUUUUGGUGACUGGAUGUGGGUGGAAAAACGGAACGCACGGACGGACUGUACUCCAGGAUGACCAUUGUGUUACUCCACCGUAAGAUACAGCCGGUUAGGUGUUGUUUGUGAAUAUGGAAAGUCGAUUGGUAGCCUACGUUCUUAUAAAACAUAGUUUACAGUUCCAAGCGUAAAGACACGGACAAUUGAAGUAUUUUUAUAUGACUGUUUAACAAUUUGAGUAAGAAGUGGUGAUUAUGUCUUACCAUCACUAUUCAUAUGGUCUGGCAGCAUGUUCAGUGCAUGUGCUCUGCAUUUGCAAAAACGAAUGCUUGUCCUGGAUGGAUUGUAUAUAGGAGCAUUAAUUUUAUCACGCGGACACGCCUCGUCAGUCAUUAAACAAAUCAGAUAAACACAGCGCGAAUAUGAUCAAUAUAGUGUAUCGAUGAGCCCCUAUAUAAAGCUAAUGAUUGGUCCAGCCUCUGUUUACUUAACAUGCCUUCGAGAAUAUGCUGUGAAAGUUUCAUAUGAGUGCCAACAGCUCAUUGAAAUAGACACAAUAAAGAAGAUACUUUUUACAGAAAUUAUUUCUUCAUAUAUAAAUAACCUAUUGUACUACAACUGGAAUACAUCUGAUUGAAAGCUGCGGACCUAACAGAAUGCCUAGGAAAAUCCACAAUCAGGAUGCAUUUUUUGCCUCAUUUCUAAAGUGCUUUUUGAAAUAUUUAUAGACAGUACUCUGCAGGAUGAUCACUGUGAUAAGCAUGGUGACCCAGCCUCCAGAUGAGCUGUUUCACGGGCAAGCAACAAAGGGUACAUUUGCCAUCUAAUUGGCCAGACUUAAGGUGAUUGGAAUUAUGGGGUGAUUUCCGUCUCUAUAAGCAGGCAGAAACAUGGAUAUGAACUUCUCCACAGUCCGCGACAGCGAAAAUUUGCAGGAGAGAGACUCAUCCAAACGUGUUCUGACAGGCUGCUUUCUCUUUGCGCUAAUCCUGACCACACUGCUGGGGAACACGCUGGUAUGUGUUGCCGUCACCAAAUUCCGACACUUGCGCUCAAAGGUCACCAACUUCUUCGUGAUCUCUUUGGCCAUCUCAGACCUGCUGGUGGCCAUCUUGGUGAUGCCGUGGAAGGCAGCGACGGAGAUUGUGGGCUUCUGGCCCUUCGGGGCAUUUUGCAACGUCUGGGUGGCUUUUGACAUCAUGUGUUCCACAGCGUCCAUACUGAACUUGUGUGUCAUCAGCGUGGACAGAUACUGGGCGAUCUCCAGCCCGUUCCGCUACGAGCGGAAGAUGACGCCCAAGGUGGCGUUCGUUAUGAUCAGCGUAGCGUGGACGCUGUCCGUGCUCAUCUCCUUUAUCCCGGUCCAGUUGAACUGGCACAAGGCCGCCGCUCUGGAGUUCAAUGGUACCUAUGGUGAGCUGCCGCCAGACAACUGCGACUCCAGCCUUAACAGGACGUACGCCAUCUCCUCCUCCCUCAUCAGCUUCUACAUCCCCGUGGCCAUCAUGAUCGUGACCUACACACGGAUUUACCGGAUUGCCCAGAUCCAGAUCCGGCGGAUCUCGGCCCUGGAGAGGGCCGCCGAGUGUGCCAAGAACCGCCACAGCAACAUGGGGACCAGCUCCAGCGUGGAGACGGAGAGCUCCUUUAAAACGUCUUUCAAACGAGAAACCAAAGUCCUGAAGACCCUGUCGGUCAUAAUGGGGGUGUUUGUGUGCUGCUGGCUGCCCUUCUUCAUCCUCAACUGCAUGGUGCCCUUCUGCGAGCCCAACGGCACGUCUGACUUCCUCUGCAUCAGCCCCGCCACCUUCGACGUGUUCGUCUGGUUUGGCUGGGCCAACUCCUCGAUCAACCCCAUCAUCUACGCCUUCAACGCGGACUUCCGCAAGGCAUUUUCCAUCCUGCUGGGCUGCCACAGGCUCUGUCCGGGCAGCAGUGCUGUGGAGAUAGUGAGCAUUAACAACAACGACGCCCAGCCACCGGUGUUGCAGUAUCAGCCCAGGGGGCACAUCCCUAAGGAGAGCAACAACGCCACCUACGUGAUUCCUCACAGCAUCCUGUGUCAGGAGGAGGAGCUGCAGAAGAAAGAUGAGGUUGGGAUUACGACCUUGGAGAAACUUUCCCCGUCCCUGUCUGGGGACCUGGACAGCGAUGCUGACUUGUCACUGGAAAAGAUUAAUCCCAUAACUCAGAACGGCCAGCACAAGGUGGUGACUUGUUGAGCGCUGUGUGUACUGGUGUACGGUGUGAGGAAAAAAAAUUAACAGAAGAGACCCAGCGGGCAGUCUGCCUUGCCAAAGUGUGGGAUAUACAAACUGAGCUUCACUGCGAACCUUAAAUGUAAUCACUAUGUAUGGAAAUCUACAGAAUGUUUCAAAUGAAGGCACUUUAUCCUGGAUAACUAUCUGCAAAACACCUUCAGCAUUUAUUAAUGAAGUAUAGACAGAUUUGUCGGUAAAUGUUCCAUAACUUGAAUAAAGGAAAAACAAAAAUACACAUGUGUAUACAUGUGUUGUAUUUACAAAUGUGUAUACAUUUGCAUGUGUACAGUAGUGGCGUUACAGAUGUCCUGGAAGCCGUAAUAACAUGGAGAAAGAAGUAGAAAUAGUAGCAAAAUGUCUUGUAGGUAAGUGCUUUACAUUUGUGUACAGCGUGUUUCAUAUUACAAAGAGAACUAUAAAGAUGCCUGGUUUGGAAUGUUAUUUUGUCAGUGUCUACCAUGGGGUGUAAUUAUACUUUUUUAUUUUACAAAAUAUUUAUCAUAAUUUAUCAUAAUUUAUUUAGAGCUGAAGUCUCUUCUGUGGUAAUGAUAAGUGGAUGGUGUAAAUAAUUAAAAACAACCCUCAUCAACUCUUCCAUUUGAAUUGUUGUGACAGACAGUAUGCCUCAGUGUGGUACAGUUGUAAGGUGUGGUGUGAACACACAUGCAUUUGAUAUUUAUAGCACUUUGUCAAUAACUAAGGCAUCCUCUCAAUGCCUUUCAUUUUCAAAGUGACACCAACUUAUGCCAAGUAGGCCUAUGCCAUCUUUCAGAAUAUUUAAGUUGCAUUCCCCUUUUUUAGUACAUGUGUUUCUUAAUUGAGCUCCAAUGAGUGUCAACAUUUUCCAAUCUGAUUGUCAAACCAGGAUUCUAAAGAUCAUACUGCCAAACAAGGAUUCUAAAGAACAGAUGCCUAAUUCCUAUUGCAGUCCAAUAUAAAACAGGGUAUACUUUAUAAACCCUCUGUUGGUAGGACCCAUUGUCACAUUAGCACAUCAAGUCCCCUAGCUACCUGUAUAGGUGUAGCAUUUCGCUUCCCUGUAGCGCAUCUCUCCCCAAUUCAACUCCAUUAUCCUUUUUGUCCCUGAAGACUCACCACUCACUCCAAACCAUAUGACGACUUUACGCUUUUAGGACAUUCCGUGAUCUCAUCAGAUACUUUUUAGUGUUCAGCAUCUGAUAGGUACCAUAUAUGGCCUCCUGUUCCAUAUAUAGGACAUAUCAGAGGCCCACUAAAGUGCUGCUAAAAUAUAGUACACUAUUGGAAAGAGUGGAAAACAGGGCCAGUUUUUGACCCUUCUACUGUCCAGUGCUGAGAGCUGAUUCUAUUAAGUCUGUUUGCAUGAAAACAUCCAGCUUAGUGAGUAGCAGGAAAUGUCAUCAAUGUCAAAGAACGACUCAUUUAGUUAGUGUACCUCACACAAAUCACUGGUCGCCCACAAUAUACUCUGGUGAGCUUUGCUCAUCUACUGAAGCCUGCUGUUGUUGUUCAUUGUUUAAGCUGGAACAGUGACCCUUUAGUGCUUACAAAUUAAUAUAUAUUUUGACUACCUUUGGCUGAACUUGUUCUUGUUAUUCCCUCUGCAGUAUUAGAAACUGUCCUGGAUUUGGCAUGAAUCAAUAUUGGAAUUAGGGUAAUUGGAUUUGGGUGUUACUUCACAGUGUGAAUUGGGUGCUGGGCAUAUGUUCACACUCUUAAGUGUGACAACACUUCCCAGGUCAUCUGGGCUCCAUGCUGAACAUGGGUUUGAUGUCAGAAUUAGCUAGAGUUAAUGCAGUAUGGCUGAUUUAUUUACAGGGUCCAGCCUUGUUCUUGAGUUUCAGGUUUUACAAAUACAUCAGUUUACAAAUGCAUCAGAGGGGGUCAGACAUUUUAACGGUAUUAAUCUGGAUUUCUGGUUAUUUUUUUGGGGGUUCUGUGAAGUCCAGGGUCAAUGUUACUUCUGAGUAAAGAAUAACAUUUGUAGGCAAAUGCCGAGUUUUCUGCGCAAGCCCCACCCCUUUCCUUCCCCUCUGGGAAUCCCAAAGCUACAAAGAUUUGGAUCACAUAGGGUGCAUGUGUUAUAUAUUCCACACACAUUCACGUUUCACUCAUUAAUCACCAAUUUAUCGGCAUGAAGAUGCCAUUAGAAGAUGACAGUUAAACCCCUGCAGCAGUUUGAACAUAAAAAAAUAUAUACCCAGGCCUUCAUGUUAUCGUGGCUACAACUGUCUCUGUUGCAACACAUGGUGGUGUAACACAACCGAAGCGCAUGGCACUGUGGGAAAACAAUCUGCAUUUUAUUUGAUGAUGUAAUAUAAAGACAGGCAUAGACAGACAGACUGAGUUGCUUAUAAAAGAACACAAGCACUUUGACUGACCGUCUGUCUCCUGGCUGAUUAUGGCAAUGAUGAUGAAAAAGACACUUAAACUGCUUGCAGUUGACUUUCUGCCAUGCUUGGCUGAUAUUCUGUGUCGCCUACAUAACUACAUUUAACUCCUGGACAUAUGACAUGAAAGUUGCUAGAUAUUUUAUUACACUAGCCCUGGAUUUCCUGGAGUCUGUGUCCGUUGAGUCUAGCCCAUUGAAAGUGCCAAAAUACAAACACCCUUUGAAAAGACAUCGGGAAUGUGCUUACCGCUCACUUGCAACAUCUCAAUCCUGUAAUGUAAAGACAGUGAUGACUUGAAGUAGUAUGUCCUUGUAUGUCCUUUUUUACCAUAUCAGUUGACCUGUUCUUAACCACGGGUGUCAUCUGGCCAGGAACUGAAAGUUUGCUAGGUCAAAAGCCUGAGCAGGUGAGAAAUCUCUUCGGUCCCUGGUUAAGGCUUUUUACUUUAAUUGCUCUCCUGGUUGCUGUUGUAAAUGUGAAUGUGUUCUCAAUCAACUUCCCUGGUAAAAAAAAUUAUUCUGUCACUCAAUAAUAAAUGUAAAGUCUACUUUCUAAUUAUCUUCAAUCACUAAUCUACAAUUAAAAUCCACGUAAUUAAAUGCUAGUCGCCAUACAGUACAUCUCUGCAGAAAUGGGAUGACAGAGGAAGUACAAUAUAAUCUACUUUUUAUUAUCAUCAAUAAGAGAUUUGUUCAUUUUGCUAUGUGAAACUUAUAAAUGUCCAACCAUCCAGUUUUGGAGGGGUUUGUAGUGCUACUGAGAAGAGCUCGCUAUAAACAACCAAAGACUUCAUGCAGUUGCGCUCAGCUAACCAUAUGCUAACUUUCAACUUUCUUCAAACUGCAUAACAGGGACAUACAAGUUGUACCAAGGGGUUUGUCUGACUCUGGGUAAGUAGGAAAUUAUCCCAAAUCACCAAGUUCCCAGCUAUCCCUUUAACUCUACAGUAGGCAGCCAUUUCAUGGGCAUUGCAAAAGUACAGAAGUAGAAUGCCUUGUUUGCUUAAAUGUCUUUUGUAAUGAUGCCCCACAGGCUUUGCGAAAGAACUCGCGUCAGCUUAUUAUUCUGUCUAGAUGUUUGUUUUGACAUUACAUGUAACAGUGCUUUUUUAAACCUGGCUGAGAGCAAAGCAUUCCUCUACAUCAAAUACCAAACGGAAAGAUAACUGCCUCUGUCCUUGUACAAUAUUAAACAACAUUCCUAUUGGAGUCCCUAUACAAGGAUCCUUGAGCUCAUUUCAUUUACAAUGGCAUCCCUACCUCGAAAUUUUACCACAAACUUAAUGUAACAUAACAUGAAAAACAGUAUUGUAUAUUGCUCAAAUGUAAAUGUGAACACAAGUGCUUUUUUAUCUUGGAGUCCUUAAAUGUUAGUAGCAAACAAUGUGCUGUUUUUCAGUCUGGGUUUUAUUGAAAAAUCAAGGCACUCACCUGUCGGAUUUAACUUCACAUGUUCUGCCGUUGUCAAGGUGUUGAUUAACAAUCCCUAAAUUUAUCGCAGUACCUAGUUUACAGUUUGUACAAAAUGUGCCCUUGCUACUUGCAAAAAUAAACGUGUAUGUUAAUUUUUUCA
Messenger RNA from Esox lucius (northern pike), 6796 nucleotides. It is a transcript of the gene drd1b, whose product is annotated as dopamine receptor D1b. Gene Ontology annotation, cellular component: plasma membrane. The record is from RefSeq and is a predicted model, not a curated record. The transcript has a single exon. Bases 1482 to 2813 code for a protein of 443 amino acids. Gene Ontology annotation, molecular function: G protein-coupled receptor activity; dopamine neurotransmitter receptor activity, coupled via Gs. Lineage: Eukaryota; Metazoa; Chordata; Actinopteri; Esociformes; Esocidae. Gene Ontology annotation, biological process: adenylate cyclase-activating adrenergic receptor signaling pathway; G protein-coupled dopamine receptor signaling pathway; vasodilation.